ACGCUUUCGCCUCGGCCCAAGAUCUUCGUGUGCAAACACAUGGAGCUGCAUCAUCUCGGCAUACUGAGACAUUCUCGCCACGCGCCAGUCAUUAGUCAGUUCGGCUUUUGGUGCCAUUCAACACCGACCUCUGCUAGAGCUGUAACAGUUUGUGUUCCUACGAUGCGCUCAAGCCGCUCGCUGUUGAUUUUUAUCUCCUCUCCUCGAGCACUGGGCACUUCAGACUAUGGAGAAUGCGUCCGCACCAACCGGUUAAGUCAGUUGGCCUAGUUGAUUCAAGGACCGCUUCGUCUCUUGAUAAGCUUUAAAACCAUCUCAGUGAGUGUUCACUGGAAACGAUAGAUGGGGAGCAUCGACGGGUUAAUUAACCCACCGGCAGAGUGUUUGCUGUUUUUAGAUGUUGUCUAACUCCGAAGCUGGAUGGUGGUCAGUGUUAUCAAACGCAUCUUACAAGGACUGCAGUGAUCACAGCCCCACCGAUGGCACAAACUGCUCGUUAAAGAUUGAUAGGCCAAGUCUUACAUCAAGUGCGUGUCAAUUACUAGAAUCUGCCCGGAGAACACAGUGUGCGGAGAAUGGUCAAUCCCAGUUACUAGCUUGGGUCUGUACACAUUGUCUCCCGCGUCUGUGACUACUCGUCCAUACAAACUCGUUGGAGUCACCAAUUUCCCCCAUCGUCCUCGUUUUUGAGCACACUUUUGGAAUAAAUGAGCUUUGCUGGAUGUCAGUUUUCCCACCAUCGUUGGCUCAGUUUUUCUUACAGAUCUCUACCUGAAUCAUCUUAAAAUCGGUCUGCUGGCUGAUUUUAGCAAACACUUCAGAUGUGUGCUUCCUUGUAGAGAAUCUGCAACUUCCAGUGCACAAUGAUGCUCCCAAAGCGCUUCACAAUUAGUGCAUAAAACGCUCUACACAACUGAAGAAAAGAGGCAUCGGAACUAAGAACGACUCUUGAGGAAUCGCUAAUAGGGCACUAGUUUCAUUUGUGAUUUACCGAAAGUACUCGAAAUUGCAGAUAUGAAACACUUUGUUUAUACGUGUACAUUUGACUCACUCGCGACAAGGAGCGUCGGUUGGAGUGCUUUGAAUCGUUACGUAACGUCUGUACAAUCAAUCCAGAAUUUUUUUUUGCAUCGACACUUACGAAGGUAACAGUUUGAAAAUGUGCGAGAGUUUCAUUUGAGAGGAAUCCUCGUCAUUGGCUUUUCCAUUAAAACGUUAGCCGUGAUAACCUGGAAUUCGAGCUCUCUAGCAGGUAUGGUCAAACGUUACAAGAGAACAUCUUCCUAAACGCCCAUCAAGAAAGCGCACUCGCAAAGCGAGACCAAAGAUUUGAAGGCUAUUCAUUGUGGUACAGUAACAUUACUCGCAAUUUUCGCUGCUGAGUAUCAUCCACUGUGGCUUUGGCAUUCUGGCGAGGCUCUGAAUGGGUGCCUAAUUUGAUUAUUACCAGCACAGUAGGCUAUGGGCUUAGUAAGAAGGGCAGAGAUGCGAGACUCUUUUCAGUACAACCUUGAGCUGUGCGCGAAGGAUCAUCGAUAGAAGGCCUCCAACAAUUAAUCUGAUUGUUCCGUGGAUUGGACGAGCCGAUUAAUGGAAACGCAUUCAGUGAAUAGCGUGAUCUGCUCAGAAAAUCUGCCAAAAAAUUGUCGGUGAAUAUUCGUUGCCUGAUGCCGACUGUGAUGCUGAGAAAAUAAACCGAACUGAAAAUAAAAUUCUACCUUCGAUACCUAUUGCUUAUUUCUGACGGUUGUUUUUUUUCCCGAGCUUUAAAGGUCUCCAUUCGCUGAUAAUAAUAUUAUCAUCCAUCUUAAAAGAAUUAUUAUAAGACACCGUUAGGAUCAGUGACCUUCACGGUAUAAGUUCGGGAGCUUUUCAGCUGUUCUUGAUUCCGCAUUUUUUUAAAUUCAUUUUCAAGUCAGUUUAAACUUGAUUAGCUAUUGUAAUUAACUUGCAUCACGUGUUCGGCGGUCAAACAAUGACAGAGAACAAUACACUCGCCACCAACGUUUGGACUGGGGUUGACUCCACCACGGCCCAUGUCCUGGGCGCGGUCUACGGCGCCAUAGGCUGCCUUGGCAUCCUUGGUAACUCCUUGGUCUGCACGGUCUUCCUGAUGCGACGGCAGGUGUUUGGCUCGUCCACCAACUUGCUGAUCCUGAACCAGUCCAUGAUUGACCUGGUGGACUCGAUCCUGUACUUGGUGCUCCGGUUUGGGCCCCAGCUGGCCGAUCAGCGAGAUGACAUCUUAGGCGAGCUGGCCUGCCGGAUAUGGUUCUCCGAGUACAUCAUCUGGUCCCUGUUCGUGGCGUCCACGGUCAACCUUCUCUUCGUGUCCCUGGAGAGGUACUUCGCCAUCUGCCACGCCGUCAAACACCGCAAACUGUUCACACCGCGCCGCGCUAACAUCGGCCGCGUGAUCGUGUGGAUCGUGGGCUUUCUGUACCAGUCGUACUGGGCGGUCCUGCACACCUUUACUCAGGGCGAGUGUUACGCGGUCUGGCCAAGCCCCACGGUGCAGAAAAUCGGCGGGCUGUUCUUCUUCUGCUGCGAGUACCUGAUCCCGCUGUCGAUAAUGUGCUUCAGCUACGCCAAUAUCGUCAUUAUGCUGCGCAAGAAGAGCAAACGCGACAACACGCAGGCGGUGAACUCGUUUCAGCGUGCCAAGCGCAACGUCACGUUGACAUUGUGCGUGGUGUUCCUGUCCUACACGGUGUGCUGGACACCCACGGAGAUCGCUUACAUCAUGUACAAUCUGGGAGGUCACUAUGACUUCGAGAGCACCUUGCAUCGGAUCUUCACGGCCUUGGUGCUGGGCAACAUGUGUGUGAACCCCAUCAUAUACACCUUCAAGUAUGAACGCUUCCAGGUGGAACUAAAGAAGAUUUUUCUCCGUAGGAACAGAGUUGGAGAUUCUGUUAUGAUGGGUGAUACUACUGCUAGAACUCCGGCUGGCGAUCCGAACGUAGACCGCGAAGGACCCAGCACGAUCCCAUGUUGAAAAAAUCGGCCACCAUUCUUGUUCAAUAGUGUUGCUGGGUGUAGAAUAGGUUCAUGCAAAAUCCUUGGCUGAUUUGAAAAGCUUGGGUGGAAAAUUAAUCAUUUCAUUGUUAUUUUUCACCCUUGACCCUGUCGCUGUUUUGGAUGACAAUGAAAAGUUUGGUCAGUUCUAUAUUGCAUAAUUAAAAAAUGCGGGAGAUGUUAUUAAUUUCAACAGACAAUGAGAAUAGAAAACAGGAUAGGUGACCGAAAACCCUAUGGAAAUCGGCCACUGAAUAACUUUGAUGG
Messenger RNA from Acanthaster planci (crown-of-thorns starfish), 3285 nucleotides. RefSeq names its product galanin receptor 2b-like. NCBI's taxonomy places the organism in Eukaryota, Metazoa, Echinodermata, Asteroidea, Valvatida, Acanthasteridae. The record is from RefSeq and is a predicted model, not a curated record. Gene Ontology annotation, cellular component: membrane. Gene Ontology annotation, molecular function: G protein-coupled receptor activity. Gene Ontology annotation, biological process: G protein-coupled receptor signaling pathway.